Molecule: messenger RNA, 1274 nt
Organism: Ciona intestinalis (vase tunicate)
Lineage: Eukaryota; Metazoa; Chordata; Ascidiacea; Phlebobranchia; Cionidae
Source: RefSeq, a predicted model, not a curated record
AUUAUAAAAAUUUUACAAAUGUAAACAAUAUUUCAGCAAAAAAGUGCAAUAAUUCGUAAUAAAACGCACAAAAAUGCAGAAAAACACAUUUAUUUUAUUAGCUGUAUCGUUACUAAUCAGUUUAUACGAAGCAAAUGGAAUAAAUUUGGACGAAAAAGUAAAAGAUCACCUCAGUGGAAGCAGGCACACAAACAACUGGGCUGUUUUGGUUUGUACCUCAAGAUUCUGGUUUAAUUAUCGACACAUCGCUAAUGCAUUGUCCGUGUACCGCAGUGUUAAGCGUCUUGGUAUUCCUGACAGUCAAAUUAUUCUGAUGUUGGCUGAUGAUAUGGCUUGCAACCCAAGGAACCCAAGACCUGGCAAGGUUUACAACAACAAGAAUGAAGCAAUUGAUGUGUAUGGAAAUGAUGUGGAGGUCGACUAUAGAGGAUAUGAGGUAACUGUUGAGAAUUUUAUCCGAGUCCUAACUGGAAGAUUACCACCCGACACCCCAAGGUCAAAGAGAUUAAACACGGAUGACCGAAGCAAUGUUCUCGUGUAUAUGACUGGACAUGGGGGAGAGGAUUUCCUUAAAUUUCAAGACGCAGAGGAAAUUGCUAACGUUGAAUUAGCCGACGCGUUCGAACAAAUGUGGCAACGUAGGAGAUACAACGAGUUAUUGUUCAUUAUUGACACCUGUCAAGCUGUAUCCAUGUUUCAGAGGUUUUACUCUCCAAACUUAGUUGGCAUUGCUAGUUCACAGAUUGGAGAAGAUUCUUUAUCUCACCAUGUAGACCCCGCCAUAGGAGUUUACAUAAUAGACAGAUAUACCUAUCAUCUUCUUGAAUUCCUUGAAAAAGUGAAACCUGGAAGUUCUAAAACCAUGCAACAACUGAUGAAAGUUUGUCCCCGUCACCAAUGUAUUUCCACGCCCGGGUAUUCCACCCAUCUGUUCCCACGUCCCAUGAAUGAAACUUUGAUUUCGGAUUUCUUUGGGAGCGUUCGAACUGUCGAUUUAUCUGAUGACGUCAUCAAGUUUAAACCUCGUAAAACAACGUCACAGGGUGAUUCCCUUAAACUGAAAACGUCCCCCAAGCGUUCAUAUUUCAGUGUUGACCAAUUCGUUUCUACUUUCCCAAUCAUAAAGAAAGAUCCACACCCAAUGGCGUCGUCGGCAUCACUCGUCCUACUUCUUGUUAUUUUCUCGUUUAUAAUCCGCAGUUUGUGUGAUUUUGAAUAGAAUAAUUUUACUGUGAAUUUAUGGCCGAAAUAAAAUGAAGUUUUUAUAGAAAAAA